Molecule: messenger RNA, 414 nt
Organism: Fomitopsis serialis
Lineage: Eukaryota; Fungi; Basidiomycota; Agaricomycetes; Polyporales; Fomitopsidaceae
Exons: 4
Coding region: 1-414 (137 amino acids)
Source: RefSeq, a predicted model, not a curated record
AUGUCGACCUCGGUGAUCGCAAGAAUGAAGAAAAGAGACGGAUCGUCUGGUUCACCCGUGCCAGCGGAUGGGCACUCGGGCGAUGCGGAGCAGUGUGCUCGCCCGGCGGAACAGCUCCAGGACCCGGACGUCACGGAUUCGGCCAGGACGAUUGAGCCCAAGCGCGAUGCGGACGCCAUGGUACAGGACACAACCCCGGAUGGUAUACCAGUAAACAACCGGGUGGAUACGGGGUCCGGGAAGGAUGCUAUGGUGAUCUCUGAGGAUGAACGGGCUGUGCCGUUGACUCCUCCUCGACAGUUUGUGAUGCCCCAGCCCCCGGCGAACCGCCGGGCACAGACGAUUCGAACCCGCGGCCGGAAGGUUUCGCCCAUUCCCAUUUCCAGCGACUCCGAACCCGACGGACAGUUCUAG